This is a messenger RNA of Cimex lectularius (bed bug), 983 nucleotides long. RefSeq lists its product as uncharacterized. Gene Ontology annotation, molecular function: transmembrane transporter activity. Gene Ontology annotation, biological process: transmembrane transport. The transcript has 6 exons. The record is from RefSeq and is a predicted model, not a curated record. NCBI's taxonomy places the organism in Eukaryota, Metazoa, Arthropoda, Insecta, Hemiptera, Cimicidae. The annotation marks the transcript as partial.
UUUAAGCAUGAGUGUAACAAAACUUAUGCUCAUCUGUUUUGUUUUCUCACCAACAGAAUUAGAUCUUAUUUUAAUAAAUUGUACAUUAUUAUUUUACAAAACACUAUUUUGUGUAGUGCCAAAUGGUUGGUUUUAGCGAACAUCAUUGGUUUGGAUCUCGGCAUGUUGUUAUAAUUCUUCUGACUCUUUCUCAAUCUUUGAAUGUUAAUUAUAUGUAUGUAACUAGUCAGCUUUAUGAAAGAACAUAUGGUCACUCUCAUGGCGCUAGUGACAUUUUCCACAUGCUCAAUGAUAUUCCAAAAGAACAUAUUAAAUAUUAUCGCUUUGUUAGUGAAGGUUUGACAACGGUACUUGGUGUCAUAUCUGCAAUACUAACACUCAAGAUCUCCAAUAAAUAUUUUUUGUUCUUAUCCAAUGCACUAAAUGCAGUUAUAUCAUUUGCAUUGCCUUUUUUGCUAACUGUAGCAGAAUCAUAUGCUUUUGGUAUUACAAUGAUUGUCUUUAGUCUGGCUCGGAGUAUACACUGGUGUACCACCUUGUGUCUAAUAGGAAAAUGGAUACCAACUCAUGAGAUAUGUAGAUCUCUUGCAAUAAUAUUUAGUUUCGGUUGUGUUUUUGGUGGUACAUUGUUCAUGAUAGCAGAACUAAUUAGGAAUGAAACCAAUUAUCCAAACAGUUUUUAUUUUUUGGGAACUGUAACAACAUUGUGGUUAAUAUUAUGGUUUUUAUUCGGCGCUGGGUCACCAAAUGAUUGUGCGUUUACAACAGAAGGUGAAAAAAGGUAUAUUUACAAAAGCCUAGAGUUUGUUCGUCCUAAGAACAGUAAAACUCCGAUACCAUGGAAGGAUAUUAUCAAGUGUCGGUCAUUGUAUACCACUAGUGUUGCGAUAACAUCGUUUUUCCAGUCAUUUUACAACUUGGGUUUUAGUGAAUUCCAUUGGGAAUCAAUUUUUUCAAUUAUACUUUCUCAAUCAAGAGAACAG